AUGUUACCUUCUUGCGGCAAAACGCAAUCUCGCUUGGAGCAAGAAUAUGUGAUAAUGACACUCCAAAAUCAAUACAUGUGUCUACUACCUUUCUCAAAGACAACCCUUUCUCAAAGACUACCUUUCUCCAAGACUACCUUUCUUGAAGACUGCCUUUAUCGAACAUUCCUUUCUCGAAGACUACCUUUCUCAAAGACUACCUUUCUCGAAGACUACCUUUAUCGAACAUUCCUUUCUCGAAGACUACCUUUCUCAAAGACUACCUUUCUCGAAGACUACCUUUAUCGAACAUUCCUUUCUCGAAGACUACCUUUCUCAAAGACUACCUUUCUCGAAGACUACCUUUAUCGAACAUUCCUUUCUCGAAGACUACCUUUCUCAAAGACUACCUUUCUCGAAGACUACCUUUAUCGAACAUUCCUUUCUCAAAGACUACCUUUCUCAAAGACUACCUUUCUCAAAGUCUACCUUUCUCGAAGACUACCUUUCUCAAAGACUGCCUUUCUCGAAGAUUACAUUUCUCGAAGAUUACCUUUCUCGAAGACUACCUUUCUCAAAGUCUACCUUUCUCGAAGACUACCUUUCUCAAAGAUUACAUUUCUCGAAGACUACCUUUCUCAAAGACUGCCUUUCUCGAAGAUUACAUUUCUCGAAGAUUACCUUUCUCGAAGACUACCGUUCUCAAAGAUUACAUUUCUCGAAGACUACCGUUCUCAAAGAUUACAUUUCUCGAAGACUACUUUUCUCAAAGAUUACAUUUCUCGAAGACUACCUUUCUCAAAGACUGCCUUUCUCGAAGAUUACAUUUCUCGAAGAUUACAUUUCUCGAAGAUUACCUUUCUCGAAGACUACCGUUCUCAAAGAUUACAUUUCUCGAAGACUACCUUUCUCAAAGAUUACAUUUCUCGAAGACUACCUUUCUAA
Acanthosepion pharaonis is the source of this 924-nucleotide messenger RNA. NCBI's taxonomy places the organism in Eukaryota, Metazoa, Mollusca, Cephalopoda, Sepiida, Sepiidae. The record is from the annotation of a GenBank genome assembly.